UCGGUCGGUCCGAUGGGCGGGGUCGCGCAUGCGCAUUGCGCCUUAGCAACCUGGGAGCGCCGGGCUGCGGUUCGGCUGGCGGCUGGGUGCGCGAUGGCGGAAGCUGGCGCCGGCGAUUGCGGCUCGGCCGAUGCCGAGAGGCAGGGCAGCCGGAAUGUGCCCGGGCGGGUGACGCCGCCGCGAUCGAUGGACCAAAUUAGUGAGCAAAUCAUGCGUACAGGGGAAACACUUUUACGUGGAUUUAUUGUGGAUCGAGCAAAUAGAGGGAUUGAUGGUUGCGAAAUGCAUUUAACCGUCACCGAGCUUGGUGGUCGAGAGGAUGAACUGCGUAACCCUGAUGUGAAGCGCCUUGCUGUCUGCCUGAGACAGAUUGGGGAUGAGCUCGAUAGCAAUGUAGAAUUGCAAAGGAUGAUCGAUGGCAUUAGCAGCCAAUGUCCAAAGGAGACAUUCUUCAAAGUGGCCAAGGAGCAGUUUGCUGAUGGAGUCAUCAACUGGGGGAGAGUGGUGACACUCUUUUACUUUGCCUGCAAACUUGUUGUGAAGGCCCUGUGCCAGAAGAUUCCAGAGAUGAUCCAAACUAUAAUUAGUUGGACUAUGGAAUACAUCCAGGAGCACAUUCUACGUUGGAUUCGUGACCUUGGGGGUUGGGAGGCUCUGCUGGGCACCCCCACCUGGCAAACCAUUGCCAUCUUUGGCCUGGGAGUCCUCACCACUUUGGCUGUGGUACGAUGGAAAUCUUCCUAAAGCAGCGUGUGGAGCCCAGGGGGGUAGCAGAGGCAAGUGUGCUGGUGUGACUGGACACUGUUCAGAGUGGCUUCAAGCUGCCAUGGACCAUCGACUAGACUGUCGGGCAGAUUCCAGCAAUUUAAGUUUGUUUCUUACCACCAAAUGGGGAAAUAAUCCUCACUUAUUGUCUGAGGAAACUGUGACAAGGCUCCUUGUGGUUUCUCCAAGGACCAACCCACUGUGGAGCAAGCAUUUCUAGUGCAGACUUUUGACUGACUAAACUGCACUUGCUUUAGCUGGGUUGGGUGGGGUGGGGGGGGAUGAUUGGGGGAAAGCUGGGUGGACUCAGAAUCAGUUUUAUUGCUGCCAGCUCUCCAACAUUCUGCAGCCAUUAGCAAUUUUAUUUACAUAUGGUCUCUGUGCAGAGACCUCUGUGGUAAAGUCACUGGUGGAGUGGCAUCUGAUGUGGAAGUGCACAGGAGCAGGUUACACUCUAAGCAUUGAUUAGCAAUAAUUUGUUUUAUAAGGUGUGUGGAGAUGGACCUCAUUGUAGCUCCCAGAUUCAAAACACAGUGCAUUAUUUGAGUUCAAACCUUCAUUGUCUGAUUGCACGCUUUGUGCAGUGUUGGGCUACUGUGGCCACAUCUUCUGGGAAAUUAGGAAGCCAAUAAAAAAUGGAGGUGGGUUAAAGAUGAUGGCUUCUGCCAGGAUGUGAGAGCUGAACAAACUGAGCUUUGAGAGGGAAAGUGUUAUGGAGACUGCUCCUACAGAUGAAUUGACUGUUUGCACAUUGAUUUAUAGACUUAUUUAAAUGGUGUUAAAACUUUGCUACCAAGAAAAUAAAUUGGGCUUAUUCCUGACACGUGGGGGGGGGGGUGGUAGGAAUUUAUUCACUGUUGCAAGUACAUGCUGGUUUUGUCAGUUGUAAAUAAGGUAUGCAGGACUAGUGAGUUGGUGUUCUUUCAUUGCCUCUGACUAACAAUGGCAACUUGGGUCCACUGAGAGUAAACAUUUCUGCUCCUUUGUUCACUGUCUCCCCCUGUUCUGAAGAAUGAUACUUCAUUUCCUAAAGCUGGGAUGGAUAUGAUGUCCUGCCCUGCUAGGGGAGGAGUAAGGUCAGGGACUAUUCCAAUGUAUAUAACCUCAGUAUAGGAGAUCAAGUGCUGUCUCUGACUUUCAGAUGUUGUGCACCUACAGUGAAGGCAGUGACUGAGACUGCAGAGUCACAAUAGUGGAAGACUGGAAACACAACUCCCUUUUCUGGUUCUAAUUGGUCGUGAGUUGAAAGGGCUGAAGUUGAUGGGUGGUAGCAGCAUCAAAAGAUGGGCAAGAGGAUAUGAGGGAAAAGAACAGAGGUCCAGCAGAUACUCAAACUAUCUUUUACUUCAAUUACAAGUUGAGCAACUGGUGCUGCCCAUGAAGUGUGCAGGGUACUGGGUGUCCACACUGUUACAUCUCUGGUUGCUUUGUGUUUAAGCCUUUGUUUCAUCCAGUUUGAGCCUGCUGUGCGUGCUGUGUCAGUGCCUUUCUGAUUUGCUUUCCUCAGUCAGUUUUACUGCCACUUGAUUAAAUGGGACCUGGGGUUCAAGCCCAUUCCACCAGCACUCCAAUGCAAUACACUCAGGGUUGUCAGAGAAGCCAUCUUACUGUUGUAGUUGUUGAGGAUCUGUUAACCAAGGAUCGGAUGCUUGGCGUCUUUGUUUUGCCCUGACAUUUAAAGUUGGACUGUGUUCUCUCAAUGUUUGCUCUUACUGAUCUGAGAUGAAAAGAAAUACUACUGUUUAUCAUGUUCCUGUUGUUGGACUAACAUUUUCAAGCUACAUUCUAUAUGUCCAUUAAAACCACCUUCAUGGCAUGCUCUGGGAUAUGGAGCUGGCAUAACAAAUGCUCUAUCAAGUCUUGAGAGGUAGCUCACCCCAAAGGCAAGAUGAACAGGCCUUUGAUCUUGUUCCCUUUGCCUCUGUUCUUGAUGGACACUGUAAGGGCUACAGAAUGUAAUCCUCUGUCUGUCUGACGGUAUAAUUUGGGCUUUAAUUUUUCAUGGUGAAUUUGCAGUGGGUCGUGAAAUCAUGAGUAAACUAUGCCAUGGUUAUGAGCAAUGUUUGGAGGAUGCCUUAAUGGAAAGACAUUUUGAAUUGCCUCAACUGUAUGUGAUCUGUCACCAUUAUUCCAUAUGCACCUUAUCAAUGUGAUAAAACUAGGGGCUGAAGAGCCUUUAGUUGGUAGGAUUACUGAGAACCCAUGGGAAAAGGGGAGACCCCAUCUGCUGCCAUAUAACUAUCUAAUGUUAGUCAGGUGCCUGCUCAGCAUGUCUUGUACGCCAGUGUGCUGUUGCUCUAAAGCUGCAUGUGUUUGUACCCUUCAAAUGCCUUAUCUUUUGUAUAAAAAUGUGAAAUCACCUUUAUUGCUGUGAACAUUUGAGGAGCAAUACAUCUAAUUCCUGAUGAGUUCUGUUCCUGUAUUUAUAAUUCUUUUGGAAGAGCUUGAGUCAGGCCCCUUGUGUGCAUUAUUUUUGGUGCUGUUUCUGACUUGAAGCAGGUCUGGGCCACUGCAACCCUGCAUGGUGGGAUUGUGGUGCCCUGCACUGCAUGUGGUUUGAUCUUCUACAUACAACGCCUAUACUACAUGCUCUUUUGUCAGGACAUUGGACCAUUGGGAGAGGGCUGUCCUGUCUUAUUGCCUCAUUUGAAAGGACCAGAGAACCAAGGUUCAGUGCUGUAAUUAUCCUCUGUGGGGAUAGUUUUCAGUGUCUUCACCAUUUUCUGUCUCUGGGAUUUUUAUACUGUAUUAAAAUGCAUGUCUGUAUCUAGGUAGUUGAAUCCACAGUAAAACCAGUUACUGAUACAAUCCACAGCAUCUUAAAAUUUUAAGAGGGCCAAACAUUGGCACAGGUGAAUGUGACUGGCAUCCAGUUAUCAAUUCCGUGAUUUUUUAAAAUUUCUAUUUGCAGUUCUUUCCAUGGAGAACUUCCUCACCUUUGAUACAACUGUGUUCUCCAUUGGCCAUUUCCCCAAUCAUGGGAAUGUAUUUUAAGAACAUCUGAAAUCUGAGCAGGAUUAUGCCUUAUGGCUCCUCAAGUCUACUCAGCCAUUCAAUAAGAUCAUGGAUAAUCCUAGACAACUUCACCCUACUCUUUUUAUUUUUAUUCACUAUUCCUCUAGUGUCAUGUCCAAAAUUCAUCCAUCAAUAUAAAUAUUCCACAGGUUAAAGAAUCAUAAAGCUUCAACCCUCUGGAUGCAGAUCUUUUCCCUUAUUUCAACCCUGAAAUGGCAGACCCUUUAUUCUAGGACUAGGGCCCUAGUUCCAGACUCUUGACUAGACGAAGUGGUCUCUCUGCAUCCACCCUCUCAAUCCAUGUCACUUGAAUGUUUCUAAAUUCCAGUGAGUAUAGCGUAGUUUCUCCUGAUAGGAAGUGUUCCUGAUCAGUCCUUUGAAUAUAGGUUGCUGUCUCCUUCCUUUGCUACACUGGGGUGGUUUUACCAAAACUUUGUAGAAUUGCAGAAAGACUGACUUAUUCUUGUACUCUUCCCAUGAAAACCAAAAGUACCAUUUGCCUCCCUAUAGCAUGUUAUACCUGAAUAUCUUGUGUAGCACAUCUGGUCUCUCAAUACUAUUGUAUAAACCUGAUAAAUCAGUGAAACUUGUUCAGCCACCCAGGUCAAUAACCUCACUUCUCCACACUGACUUUUCUUUAUUUAGCACCAAUUAUGACCCUUUCAGAGCUUCCAAUUAUGACCCUUUCAGAGCUUCCCAAGGCACAUUAUAGUUACUGAAACAUUUUGCUUUUGAAAAUAUUCACUGUUGUAAUGUAGGAUUUGGAGAAUGCAGGUUCCAUCGUCUCAGUAUUAAUUUAAUCUGACUUCUACAAACUCUUGCCUCCUCGUGGGUCCCUUUCCUACCCAGCCUAAUGCAGUCAAUACAUUUAGAUAGAUGCAUUGUUUUUCAUCCAAAUCACUAAUAUAGAUUGUAACUAGCUGAACGUAUGACAUCCAUCCUUGUCACUCCAGGACUAACAGCAUUCAAACUGAAAAAGACCUUUUAAAUAGCCCAAUACAUUACCUAAUCUGAGCAUUUCAUUUACCAGCCCUUUAGUGUGGUACCUUGUCAAAUGCCUUAUGAAAAUCCAGAUGUAUGCCACUAGCUUGCCUUUCUCUGCCCAGCUAGUUGCAUCCACAGAUCCUCUUCCAUGAGGGUAUACAGUAAGAUGCUGAUGAUUCAGAAUUCGAGUACUCUGAAAUUCUGAUGGUUCAGUGUCCAGUUUGCCAGAUAAUUUUGCCACACUCCCAUUCAACUCGCUAGGGCCCCAUUUGUCAUGCUCUCUGCAAAAUAACCAGGGUAACUUUUCCCAUGCCCCUUUAAACUUACUGGAUUCACUGGGAAAUUUAUUACAAUACAAUAUAACAUAAAUUAAAAAUAUGAUAUUAAUUUUAAUAACAUCCAAUAGUCUAGAAAAUCUACUAGUCCAACACCACCACAAAUCCUGAGUGUGCCAGAUUACCGGAGUUUCACUGUACUGCCUCUGCUUAGUUGCAUUCUCCCCAGUCUCCACUACUGUAUUUUAAACAGGGCUUCAUUCUGCUUCAUCCUUGCUAUUUCCAUGACUGAACUGAGAUAAGUUUGCAAAUUUGGGUCAACUGUCAGCAGGUGGUGCAGAUCAUUUUUAAAAAAAUAUAUAACUGCCCUUGAUUUAUAAAAAUAUUUGCCAACUGAUCUUGAUGACUGUGAUCAGCACUGCUAACUGUAACUUGGGUUGUUGCUCUGCACUGUGGUUUUACUGUGUUCAACAGCCUGUGCUUAAGGUGCAGAGUUUUCUGUCUGAAAAUUAAAUUUCUUUUAAUACAAAAUGUAAUGUGAAUUAAAUACUUUUAGAAUUUAUGGAUUGGAAAUGUUCCAAAAACUCUGCUUUCUCGUUACAAUUAUAUCAUGCUGUUAAACUAUAUCACAAUUUCAAUAUCAAGACUUUUUGUACUUAAGUAAAUUCCCUUAUUUUUAGUGAUUUUUUUUUCAGAAUAAACAAUAACUUGAAUUUCA
Pristis pectinata (smalltooth sawfish) is the source of this 5757-nucleotide messenger RNA. Its product is annotated as apoptosis regulator BAX-like. The coding region runs from base 13 to 744 and encodes 243 amino acids. The record is from RefSeq and is a predicted model, not a curated record. The transcript has 6 exons. Gene Ontology annotation, molecular function: protein homodimerization activity; channel activity; protein heterodimerization activity. NCBI's taxonomy places the organism in Eukaryota, Metazoa, Chordata, Chondrichthyes, Rhinopristiformes, Pristidae. Gene Ontology annotation, biological process: intrinsic apoptotic signaling pathway in response to DNA damage; release of cytochrome c from mitochondria; extrinsic apoptotic signaling pathway in absence of ligand. Gene Ontology annotation, cellular component: mitochondrial outer membrane.